This is a messenger RNA of Apodemus sylvaticus (European woodmouse), 776 nucleotides long. RefSeq names its product calcineurin B homologous protein 3-like. The coding region runs from base 1 to 681 and encodes 226 amino acids. The record is from RefSeq and is a predicted model, not a curated record. The transcript has a single exon. Gene Ontology annotation, molecular function: calcium ion binding. Lineage: Eukaryota; Metazoa; Chordata; Mammalia; Rodentia; Muridae.
AUGGGCCUCUCACAUUCGUCCGAGGAGGAGUGGGACCGCGAAAGCAGGACUGACUUAUGGUGGACGCACAUCCAGGAGGUGGCCAUGAACAAGUACGACUUCACCUGGGAGCAGAUGAAGCAGCUGCAACAGAGGUUCCGCUUGCUGAGCGGGGACCAGCCCACCCUCCAGCCAGAGAGCUUCGACAACGUCCUGGACUUGGAGUUCAACCCGAUCCGCUCCAGGAUCGUCCGCGCCUUCUUCGACAACCGGAACCUGGGCAAAGGGACCAGCGGCCAGGCCGAGGAGAUCACCUUCCUGGAUUUCCUGACCAUCAUCUCCUACUUCCGCCCGCUGCAGCAGCCGCGUCUCAAGAAGGAGGAGAGGGAGAAGAACCGCAAAGAGAAGUUGCGUUUCCUCUUCAACAUGUACGACCAGGACGGCGAUGGGAUCAUCACCCUGCAAGAGUACCGCCGGGUGGUAGAGGACCUGCUGUCGGCGAACCCGAAGGUGGCGAGGGACAGUGUGCGCCCGAUCGCCAACGCCAUCGCGCGGGGCGCCUUGAAGGAGGCGUCCAGGGCGUCGGAGCAGCCCGUGAAGGCGGACCAGCCCUACGAGGGCAUCACCUUAGAGGACUUCAUCAAGACCUGGCAGAGUCUCGAAUUGGAGGUCAAGAUGCAAGUCAGCUUUCUGAACUUAUAAGCCAGGGCCUGGGCUGCCGCACCCCCACUGGAGAAGCUGCCCCUCGAAUCCCGCAGACUCCCGCAGCAGCUACGGGGUAUGUGGGACUCGAUAGG